Molecule: messenger RNA, 6654 nt
Organism: Xenopus tropicalis (tropical clawed frog)
Lineage: Eukaryota; Metazoa; Chordata; Amphibia; Anura; Pipidae
Gene: mid1
Product: midline 1
Exons: 11
Coding region: 706-2712 (668 amino acids)
Biological process (GO): protein localization to microtubule; positive regulation of intracellular signal transduction
Cellular component (GO): cytoskeleton; cytoplasm; microtubule
Molecular function (GO): enzyme binding; zinc ion binding; microtubule binding
Source: RefSeq, a predicted model, not a curated record
GCUCUCCGCGUUCGCUCACACAGGCUGAGCAGUGGUUUCCAAUGCACAGGAGGCGGACACGGUGGCCGCUCCCUGGUUCUCACUACUUCUCAUAGGCUGAGAGGUGGAAAUAUCUGUGUGAAGUUAAUGCAGUUUCUCUAAGCAAGGAAAUCCCACCACAAUUCUGGGAUCUGCCGGCACAACAGUAGAUGGUAUUGCGCUCGUUUUCUAAAAGUUGCUGUGCGGGACAGAUUGCCAUAUUACCUAGCUGUAUGGAUUAUGGGAUACUAAUCAUGACUCAGGGUAAAUAUUCUUGUGAUGCUAACUGAAAAAUAGAGAAAAAAAUUCAAGUGACAAGCCCUAAUUACAGUGGUGGUGUGUUCUUGGCAGUGUAAGAUAUGCGCUGUGAAAUGUGCUUCCUGGAAAGAAUUUCCAAUGCUGAAAUGCUGACAGAAUCCGUCGUCUUAAUCCAGUCUGUAUUCUCUCACCUGAUGUGUUUUGCUGAAAGUAGCUUUAUUCUUUUCUGCUCCUUUGGGUGAAAGUGAGUUCUGCUUCCGAGUGGUUUUUCUUACACACCAUCUUUUUCAUAUUUACUUUUAAUUCCUCUUUGGAAAUAUGCAGAAAAAACCUACUGUGGAUAAUGAAGUAACUGAUACGCAAUAUGCACAAGAUAGCUGAUCAGCAUCCCUGGAUUUCGCUUACUACACAGGAAAGCUUUGCCUGAAGAUGGAAACACUGGAGUCUGAACUGACCUGCCCUAUCUGUCUGGAGCUGUUUGAAGAUCCACUGCUGCUGCCUUGUGCUCACAGCCUGUGUUUUAACUGUGCGCAUCGCAUCCUUGUCUCCCACUGUGCCAACAACGAAUCCGUAGAAUCUAUUAACGCCUUCCAGUGCCCCACCUGCCGUUAUGUCAUCACACUCAGCAAGCGUGGCUUAGAGGGGCUAAAGAGGAACGUGACUUUACAGAACAUCAUUGACAGAUUUCAGAAAGCCUCAGUGAGCGGGCCCAAUUCACCUAGUGAAACGCGUCGAGAACGUGCUUACGAUACCACUAACAGCAUGACAUCAAGCGAAAAAGUACUCUGCCAGUUCUGUGAUCAGGACCAGGCAAGGGAGGCUGUGAAAACCUGUGUGACCUGUGAAGUUUCAUAUUGUGAGGACUGUUUAAAAGCUACUCACCCAAACAAGAAACCAUUCACUGGUCACCGACUAAUUGAACCCAUCCCAGAUUCUCACAUAAGGGGGUUAAUGUGCCUGGAACAUGAGGAUGAAAAAGUUAAUAUGUAUUGUGUGACAGAUGACCAGCUAAUCUGUGCCUUGUGUAAAUUGGUUGGGAGGCAUCGAGAUCAUCAAGUUGCUGCCCUUGGUGACAGAUACGACAAACUAAAGCAAAGCCUGGAAAGCAACCUUACCAACCUCAUCAAAAGGAACACAGAAAUGGAAAUUCUGUUGUCCAAGCUCAUUCAGACCUGCCAGCAGGUGGAGGUUAAUGCAUCACGACAAGAAGCAAAAUUAAUGGAGGAGAGUGACCAACUGAUUGAAAUUAUUCAACAGAGAAGACAAAUAAUUGGAACAAAAAUAAAAGAAGGAAAGGUCGUGAGGUUAAGGAAACUGGCCCAGCAGGUUGCCAACUGUAAGCAGUGCAUCGAGCGCUCCACAUCCCUGAUCUCACAGGCAGAACAGUCUCUAAAGGAAAACGAUCACGCUCGCUUCCUUCAGUCAGCCAAGAAUAUCACAGAAAGAGUCUCAAUGGCAACAGCAUCUUCUCAAGUGCUUAUUCCAGAAAUCAACCUGAAUGACACAUUUGACACAUUUGCAUUGGAUUUUUCAAGAGAGAAGAAGCUGUUAGAAUGUCUUGAUUAUCUGACAGCUCCCAAUCCCCCUGUAAUCAGAGAGGAACUCUGCACUGCAUCCUACGACACCAUUACUGUGCAUUGGACAUCUGAGGAUGAGUUUAGCGUGGUUUCCUAUGAGCUGCAGUAUACCAUCUUCACUGGACAAGCUAACGUUGUUAGUUUGUGUAACUCAGCCGACAGCUGGAUGAUUGUUCCCAAUAUCAAACAGAACCAUUACACAGUUCAUGGUCUCCAGAGUGGCACCAAGUACAUCUUCAUUGUUAAGGCCAUAAACCAAGCUGGAAGUCGCAACAGUGAACCUGGCAAGCUAAAAACCAACAGUCAACCUUUUAAAUUAGAUCCCAAGUCUGCUCACAGGAAACUUAAGGUAUCACAUGACAACCUGACCGUAGAGAGGGACGAAACCUCUUCAAAAAAGAGCCACACACCAGAGCGUUUUACAAGCCAAGGAAGUUAUGGUGUUGCUGGCAACGUGUUCCUCGACAGUGGCCGGCAUUAUUGGGAAGUGGUUAUAAGCGGAAGCACCUGGUAUGCCAUUGGCAUUGCCUACAAAUCUGCACCCAAGCACGAGUGGAUAGGGAAGAAUACAGCCUCUUGGGUGUUUUGCCGUUGUAACAACAACUGGGCUGUAAGACACAACAGUAAAGAGAUUCCUAUAGAGCCAUCUCCGCAUCUUCGCCGCGUUGGGAUCUUGCUGGACUACGACAAUGGCUCAUUGUCUUUUUAUGAUGCUUUGAACUCCAUUCACCUCUACACUUUUGACAUUGCUUUUGCACAGCCCGUGUGCCCAACCCUCACCGUGUGGAAUAAGUGCUUAACAAUUUUAACAGGUCUCCCCAUACCUGAUCACUUGGACUGCCUAGAGCAACUAGCAUAAUGCCACUGGGAAUCCACUGCAACGUCUACAUGUCAGACUGAGUCUACAGAGUGACCGGAUCUCAGAUUUGUUUUAGAAUUGUUCAUCAAUACCCAAGCAAGAGCUUGCACAGGACCUAUUACACGUUCACAGGUUUCCCCAGUUAAAAAAAAACAAACUUUGAGGGUUUAUAAAUUAUUUAUGAAAUGAUUUUAAUUAGUUUUGUUUUCUGUUUUGCACAUUGAAUGGUUUGUUUGUGGGUCUUUGCGUUCUGAAUAAUUGGGAAAUUCUGAAAGUGGAGUUUCGGGCCUACAUAGGGUUUCAUAUAGCAAAUCACUGCUUUGGUCACAUUAACAUUCUCACUUUGCAGGGUUUGCUAAAACAAUGUUAUGUUGUUUACAGUCUAUGUAUCUGUCAACUCUGUCUUCUCAUAAGCAAUUUGCAGCAUAUUAAUACACUCCACAAAAAGGGCUUUCUUAGUGAGAAAGAUUAGAAGCGUUAAACCAUCAAAAACUAGAAUUGGUCCAAUGUUUUCCACGUGCUGCUUAUGUUGCAGUGUUGACAUUUGGUGCUCCAGUAAAAGAAUUUAUCAGAUAUCGCCCACCAUUAUGCUGACCCAGUCCUAUACAACUCAAUAAGGAUAAACAGAAGUCAUAGAAGAGAAAUUCUUGGUUAAUGGAAGUCAUGCAAAAAAUGCUGUGAAAUUGCUGAACGCCAUAUUUCCUGUGAUUUUCCCCAUUGAUUAAUUCCGCCUCCCAUUAUACAAAAAGGGCAUGCAUGCACACACAACUCAUGUUCUCAAAAUGAGUUGAGACUGGGAGAUUUUACAUUAGGCUUCACUGCAAAUGGAAUGCAGUUUUUAUCAUUGCAAACACCAUCUGCAAGUUGGACCUACAAAGAAUCUGUGAAAAAUCUAUGAAAGAAGCUGUUUCAGUUUCCUUCUUUGUUGCUCAUCUGUUUAGUAUGGAAGCACAGUUACUGGGGUUGAAAGAAGACACAUCUAUGAAGUUGUUUUCUAGAAACCUGUUUUUGUAUUAAUAUCCACAUUUCUUUUUCAUGGGCCAUGUGCAAAUCUAGAUGUUGACAUUAAGCUGUCGCACCAGAGUGUGAGGCUUGUGGUUUAGUGCUGUGCAUAACCAUUUAUUGUGAUUCCUUAUGGUUACAGUAGUCUGACAGAAACACAAACAGGUGACAGUUGACUUUCUUUGUAUAUUUGCUUUUUGGCAUUGGUUAGUGUCCUUAGACUAUUACCCUGCCCAACACAGACAGCCCCAUUCCUCCUAUCAUUAACACAAAACCAACCAACCUAAUUUUCUAUAUUGUGGUACUUUCAGUGUGAUAGUAACUGCACUAAAAUUCAGAAAAACACCACAUCGAUUAUUAGAUUAUGUCCCAAACCCCCAAACUUAAAAACACUCCACACAUAAUCUAAAUGACAUCUAUGUUGGGUAAUAGUUAUUCAAUAUCUAAGUGCCGUCCAAACUGUUCCAAGCAGAUAUACCACAUACCAGGGGCCCAAUUAUAUACAAGCAAUAAUGUCAUAUAAAGAAGUCUCUGAAACAGCCUGGGAUCAUACAAAUCCAUUGCAGAGUUAUAUCCGACCCUUGUAUCUCCAGCCUGACAGCCCUGUAAUAAGCACUAUUUGAAGUUAAAACACUAAUAAGGGAAAAACCUCCAAAGAGUUUAUGCUUUCCUUCUCUGUGUUUCUUUUUGGCAAAUACAAAGGGGGAAUGAUAUAAUGGGUAUGGCAUCUCUUGGAGCCUGGUGCCAAGAACUUUAUUUAAACCCUUUCAAGGCAGGAGACACAAGACCAGUUUGGGUUGUAAUGAUAUUAGUAACAUCCUAGAAUAUCUUUAGAAUUCCUUUUACCAAACACUGUUUGUUCUUACCUUUGCCGUACACUCGUAUUCUGUUCCUUAAAUCAGUCCUGAACUUUAUACUCCUGUAAUUUUAAACUUCUUUGUCUUAGGAACUGACAGUUUACAACCGGGAAUAAGACAGAUUGCAACCGUAAAAUGUGAUCUACAAAACACUAUAUAAACAUGUCUUCUAUUAAAUGAGCAUUUAAUCUGCUUUUGAAGUACUUUAUGUAAGCCACGCUCGCUAUCUCUUUAUGUGAAAAUUGCCCUCGUAAAAUGGAAGGAGAAUGCAGUGACACGUCCUAUUAAUGAAAGGCACAUGUGGAAAAGAAGACAUUAUUCUGUUAGGUCCGAUAUGUUUACGAGAAAUAUUUAUGCAUAUAGCAAUUUGUUUGUGUAAAUUAUUAAUCUGGGCGUUUGUUUUUUUCUGUGAUGGAUUUUGCAAAUUCCGUUGUAGAAGGAAGCCAGGAAGAAAAGGGAUCUUUUUUUAUUAGUUUAAUAAUGGAAAUUUUUAUAGGCUUUUUUUUUUUUUUUUUUGUCCUCAAAAGAAAGAAAAGAAUACAAGCUUUCUGAAACUGGUGCCUCACUUGUAGUAAAUCUUUUUAAGUGUCUGUUGAAAGGGCAGUUUAAUGCACUUUGUUAACAAAUAGGUUUUAGGUUAAAGGGUAACAGCUUCAGAAUUCCUAUAAGCUGACUACAGAGGUACAGAAAUGUACUAAGAUUUGCCUUAUUUUUAAUACCACUAUAAAAGUAACCCACGAUCAGGAUUGAUUCUAUUUUUAUAGCAUGCCAAUUAAUCGCCUACUUUUUUGAUAUUUUGCUGGUAUUCCAAUAAAACUGUAUUCUGUUUCAGUGAAGAUAAACUCACUAUUUUCCGGAUACUGUUAAGUACUAUUCUUAAUUUCCCUUUGAUCCAUUUACUUACAUAGGUGCAAAGCUGCCUUGGUGCAGUAGGUCCAUUCCAACCCGUCAGCAAUUAUCUGCCAGCCAUCUAUUGUUGUUAGAAUAAUGAAAUUCUGUUGGGUUGCUGUGGCUUAACUGCACGGGGGUAUCAGUGAUAACUAAUGAAUCUUCUACAUCUAAGGGCCAUGACACAUGGAUUAUUAGUCCAAGCAUCUUGUUUGUUUAACAUUGUUGGUUCAACAGAACACACGUCUUGGCUGUUAUUCUAGUUUGUCAGCAGAGUUUUUUCCUUCAUAAUUCCUUAGGGAAUUUCACUAGUGGACAAAAAAAUCAACAAGAGAUCACUUGUAAGAGACCUUUUGUGAUGUUUGGAGAGAUGAAGAAUCUGCACGUGUUUAGUUCAGGCACAAAAAUGCAUCAACACAGUCAUGUGACAUGGCCCUUCUGAUAUAAAUAAACAUAAACUUGUAUUUCAUAGAUCUAAUACAUAAGGGUGUGAACAUUCUAGUAAUUGUACUAAUAACAGCAAAAAUGCAUAGACUUUUAGCACAUUCUUGCAAUUAGCAAAUCCUGCAAUUAUCUAGUCUAUUUAUGUAGCCGUCAGAGCGUCCGUGCUUACCACAUGGACACAAAUAAGAAAAGCUUGCCCCCGUGAUGAGGAUUUUGUGUCUGUAAGCUGCAGUGGAAACUGUAUUUGGUCACAGUGUUUGCAUAGCAACAAAACUCAACACAAACGGAACCAGGAAAUUCCUACUGAGCUUUUGGAACAAUAGAGGAAUGAUAAUAUGAACUCAAUCAGCCAAGAAUGGGAUAAAUUAAAUGAGCAACUGCGACAGUUAAAGUGCAAGCAAGUGCUUUUGGGAAAUGAGGAAUUCAAUUGCAAACUUAUUUCUGGAUUUCCAAAGAGUCUUUUGAAUUUGUUGCGGCCAGAAAUAUAUGCAUCUUAUGAUGGAUUAUUACAGCGCCCAAUAUAGUUUGGUGCACGAGGAACCUUUCAUAACGUUCAGUUCACUCUCUGGGACCUGCAUUUGUCUCUGUUGUGGAUUUACCCCCCUACAAAGCACAAGCCAUUGUGACAGCAGUCGGUUUGGAACAAGAAGAUAUUUGAAUAAUCUGUAAGCAGUUUCAGUUCUGUUUUGUUUGCAAUUUUGUAUUUUUAAAAAAAGCCUGUAUUAAAUCUAAAUUUUAUUUUAAAUUCAAA